Messenger RNA from Erpetoichthys calabaricus (reedfish), 1235 nucleotides. RefSeq names its product putative nuclease HARBI1. Lineage: Eukaryota; Metazoa; Chordata; Cladistia; Polypteriformes; Polypteridae. The record is from RefSeq and is a predicted model, not a curated record.
AUGAAUGAGCGACCAAUUGAUAUUGGUGCGCAAAUUAUAUGGAGAGAAUUUUAUAUAGAGAGGGUUUUGCACGAUCGGCAAGAUCCUUUAUUGCUCCCGGAGGAAAUUCUGUACGAAAGAUACCGCUUUAGCCGAGGGGGAAUAUUGUACCUCAAAGAUUUAUUAGCUCUGUAUAUUCGAAGUCAAACUCGGCGAAGUUGGGCUCUCACAACCACACAGACAGUAUGCAUUGCUUUGAGGUUUCUUGCGAGCGGCACUUUUUUAUAUACAGUAGGCGAUGCAGAACAUCUAUCGAAAAGUGCAGUUUGCCAGGCAAUUCGUAAAGUGGCUCUGAAACAUUUUCUUCGGGUUUUCAUUGUGUUUCCUGGACACCUGCGUGUGCAGACAAUAAAAGAGGUGUUUCACGCCAUUGCAGGAUUUCCAAAUGUGAUUGGGGCACUGGAUUGUACGCAGAUCCGAAUAAAGGCCCCAUCAGGUCCAAAUGAGCCAGAUUACGUGAACAGAAAAGGCUUCCACAGUAUUAACGUGCAGAUGAUCUGUGAUGUAUCCUACCUAAUAUCAAAUGUGGAGGCUAAAUGGCCAGGGUCUGUUCAUGACUCAAGAAUUUUUAAGGAGUCACACCUGUAUCGGACAUUUGAACAAGGUAAUAAUCUAAUUAUUAAUCAUGGUGAUGUGUGUAUUGUAUUCACAAUUUUUACAUAUUCCACAGGUCAUCAUGAUGGAAUCCUGCUUGGGGACAGGGGAUAUGCCUGUAGGAAUUUUCUAAUGACCUCGUUUCCUUUACCAAACCCUGGGCCACAAACUAGAUAUAAUGCAGCUCUGACAAGGGCACGAAUUGAAAUGACCUUUGGCCAACUGAAGGAGAGAUUUCAAUGUCUAAAAAGGCUGAGGGUUGCACCUGACAGAGCAUGUGACAUAAUUGUUGCAUGCUCUGUCUUACACAACAUAGCGACCAUCAGAAAAGAGAGAGUCCCUGAGGUUUUGGUGCAGCCUGAUGAUGACCUUGACCCAGUACACCUUGACCAAAGCAGUGGCAGAGCUGCCAGAGACAGGAUUGUGGCCCAACAUUUCCAAUGAAAAAUGACAACAGUGGUUUCACACAAAACUGAUUUAUUAUAUAUUAUGGACUUUCAGCCUGUAAGGAGGAGAACAUAAAUUAAGGAUACACUCACGCAUACACAUCAUGGGAAAGAGAAGAGAAUUUUGUUACCAAUUGUUUUUGUAGUAUUUUAAUC